AACACAAUUUCUCGGCCAAUUUGUUCUUGGUGAGUUUCUCGAUCUGUCAUUAUACUUCGAGAAGUAGAAAGAGUUAUAAUAUUCCUCAUCCAUGAAUGAAUUACAGUCCCCCUCAAGUGGUCCUCUCAUGGAUAGAAUAGAGCAGUCCAUUGAGCUACCUGAGAAGUCCCGUGUUGAGCCCUCCGUGGACGGAAUUGUGGACGAGAAGACGCAUAAAGAGAAGGAGUCCAGCGUUUUGACUUCACUAGUAACCAAUGGUUGUGUUGAUUUUCGGGGGAGAACUGCUGACAAAGGAAGAACUGGAGGAUGGAAGGCCUCACCAUUCAUCAUAGUGAAUGAGGUGGCUGAGAGGUUAGCAUUUUUUGCGAUAGCGGUGAACAUGGUGUCUUACCUAGUCUUGGAGAUGCAUCAGUCAAUACCUAAUGCUGCAACUCAUGUGUCGGAUUGGAUUGGAGCCGCCUAUGUUCUAACCAUUGUUGGAGCAUUCCUUGCUGAUGCUUAUUUGGGCCGCUUCUUGACCAUCAUCAUCUUCUCUGGCAUAUAUGCCGCGGGAAUGGUUCUGCUGACACUCUCAGCCUCCAUAGACAGCUUACGCCCACCUCUGUGCACUGCAAAGCCAUGCAUACCGGCCACCAACCACCAAACCACCUUCCUCUACUGCGCACUAGGCCUCAUAGCACUUGGAACCGGCGGAAUCAAGCCAUGUGUGUCAUCCUUCGGGGCUGACCAAUUCGACGAAGCCGACGAAAAAGAAGUUCAAAAGAAGUACACAUUCUUCAACUGGUUCUUCUUUGCCAUCAACAUGGGUGCUCUCUUAGGUAUCACCCUCCUGGUGUAUGUGGAACAAAAGAAAGGGUGGACAUGGGGGUUUGCAGUUCCGACGGCGGUGAUGUUGGGGUCCAUCAUCAUCUUAGCUGUGGGCAUUCCAUAUUAUCGUUACCAAAAGCCAAUGGGAAGUGCUUUUACUAGGUUUCUUCAAGUCCUUGUUGCCUCUCUGAAAAACCAUAGUAGAGGGGUUGAAGUUGGAAGUCAUUUUGACCUUUAUGAGGUCAACACUAAAGAAUCUGAUAUUUUUGGCGCCCGAAAGCUUUCUCACACUACGCAAUACAGAUUCUUGGACAAAGCAGCUGUCAUUGCAGAUCCUGAGCAAGCCAACACAAACAACCGUUGGAAGCUAUGCACAGUGACACAAGUUGAAGAAUUCAAGUCCUUCAUUAGAGUCCUCCCAGUAUGGGCAUCAACAAUAGCACUCUCCAUUUCCUUCUCUCAACUCUCAACCUUCUUCAUCAGCCAAGCCACCAUCAUGGACCGAAAGCUCAGCCCGGACUUCGUCAUCCCCACAGGCUCAGUCCCAGUCUUCUCCGCCAUCAACGCCCUCAUCCUCGUCCCCAUCUACGAAAUAAUAAUGGUUCCCGUCCUCCAACGAUGGACAGGUCACCGCCGUGGCAUCACAUCACUGCAACGCAUGGGCGUGGGCCUGUUCGUGUCCAUAUUUGCCCUAGCUUCGGCAGCAGUGGUGGAGAAGAGACGCCGCGACCAUUAUCCUAAGCCAUUUACCAUGAGUGUCUUCUGGUUGUUUCCUCAGUACUUCCUCGUGGGAAGUGCUGAAGUGUUCACUUAUGUUGGACAGUUGGAGUUUUUUUACGAUGAAGCGACGGAUGGGACUCGAAGCCUUAGCAAUGCAAUGUUUCUGAGUGAGAUAGGGAUUGGGAGCUGGUUGAGCACUGCAAUUGUGAAGAUCAUCCAAGCGACGACGGGCGGGGAAGAGAAAGGGUGGCUGAGGAAUAAUCUUAACAAGAGCAAGUUGGAUAACUUCUACUGGAUAUUGACAGGGAUUAAUGGAGUCAACUUCUUAAUAUACUUGUGGGUUGCUGUGAGAUAUAAGGGGAGAGAUGGUUUUAGUAAUUACACUGUAAGAAAUGAAGCCAUGGUUGAGUUGGAUGGUCAAGGUAGAACCAAGGAUCAUGAUAAAGGUCAAUUUCAGAGCACGGUCUUGUGAAUGAGGUUUUAGGAGUGAAAAAAAUAAAUAUAAAAUAAAAUAAAAU
Messenger RNA from Cornus florida, 2045 nucleotides. Its product is annotated as protein NRT1/ PTR FAMILY 8.2-like. The transcript is spliced from 5 exons. The record is from RefSeq and is a predicted model, not a curated record. Gene Ontology annotation, cellular component: membrane. NCBI's taxonomy places the organism in Eukaryota, Viridiplantae, Streptophyta, Magnoliopsida, Cornales, Cornaceae. Gene Ontology annotation, molecular function: transmembrane transporter activity. The coding region runs from base 92 to 1999 and encodes 635 amino acids. Gene Ontology annotation, biological process: transmembrane transport; oligopeptide transport.